AUGAGCAAAGCUAUUGGCAUUGAUCUUGGUACCACAUACUCCUGUGUGGCCCACUUCGCUAACGACCGUGUCGAAAUUAUCGCCAACGACCAAGGUAACCGUACUACCCCAUCGUUUGUCGCUUUCACCGACACUGAGCGCCUGAUUGGUGAUGCCGCCAAGAACCAGGCUGCUAUGAACCCUGAAAACACAGUCUUUGACGCUAAGCGAUUAAUUGGUCGCAAGUUCACUGACAAUGAGGUUCAGACUGAUAUCAAGCACUUCCCCUUUAAGGUUAUCGACAAGAAUGGCAAGCCCGCCAUUGAGGUCCAAUUCAAGGGUGAGACUAAGGUUUUCCAGCCUGAGGAAAUCUCUUCUAUGGUCCUCACCAAGAUGAAGGAGACUGCUGAGAGUUUCCUUGGCACCAAGGUUUCUGAUGCCGUCAUAACUGUCCCCGCUUACUUCAACGACUCUCAAAGACAAGCCACCAAGGAUGCUGGUUUGAUUGCUGGUCUUAACGUUCUCCGUAUCAUUAACGAGCCUACUGCCGCUGCUAUUGCCUACGGUCUCGACAAGGGCGCCAAGGAGGAGCGCAAGGUUCUUAUUUUCGAUCUUGGUGGUGGUACUUUCGAUGUCUCCCUCUUGACCAUUGAGGAUGGCAUUUUCGAAGUCAAUGCUACUGCUGGUGACACUCACUUGGGUGGUGAGGAUUUCGACAACAGAUUGGUCAACCACUUCAUUGCUGAGUUCAAGCGCAAGAACAAGAAGGAUCUUUCUUCUAACCAGCGUGCUCUUAGACGUCUGAGAACUGCCUGUGAGCGUGCUAAGCGCACUCUUUCUUCUUCUGCUCAGACCUCUAUCGAGAUUGACUCUCUCUACGAGGGUAUCGAUUUCUACACUUCCAUCACCCGUGCCAGAUUCGAGGAGCUCUGUGGUGAUCUUUUCAGAUCUACCCUUGAGCCCGUCGAGAAGGUUCUCCGUGAUGCCAAGAUUGACAAGUCUCAGGUCCAUGACAUUGUCCUUGUUGGUGGUUCUACCCGUAUCCCCAAGGUCCAGAAGCUUGUUUCUGACUUCUUCAACGGCAAGGAGCCUUCCAAGGCUAUCAACCCUGAUGAGGCUGUUGCCUACGGUGCUGCUGUCCAGGCUGCCAUCCUUUCUGGUGAUACUUCUUCUUCCAAGACCCAGGAUCUGUUGCUUCUCGAUGUUGCUCCUCUUUCCCUUGGUAUCGAGACUGCUGGCGGUGUCAUGACCAAGCUCAUUCCCCGUAACUCUACCAUUCCUACCAAGAAGUCUGAGACCUUCUCUACCUACGCUGACAACCAGCCUGGUGUUCUUAUCCAGGUGUACGAGGGUGAGCGUGCUCAGACCAAGGACAACAACCUUCUCGGUAAGUUCGAGCUUUCUGGCAUUCCUCCUGCUCCUCGUGGUGUUCCUCAGAUUGAGGUUACCUUCGACAUUGAUGCCAAUGGUAUCCUGAACGUCUCUGCCGUCGAGAAGGGCACUGGUAAGAGCAGCAAGAUUACCAUCACCAACGACAAGGGCCGUCUUUCUAAGGAAGACAUUGAGCGCAUGGUUUCCGAGGCUGAGAAGUACAAGGAUGAAGACGAGAAGGAGGCUGGUCGUAUUGCUGCCAAGAACGGUCUUGAGUCUUAUGCUUACUCUCUUAAGAACACAGUCUCUGAGGAGAAGUUCAAGGAGAAGGUUUCUGAGAGCGACCGUGAGAAGCUUGAGAAGCAGAUCACUGAGACUAUUGAGUGGCUUGACAGCAACCACACUGCCACUACUGAGGAGUUCACUGACAAGCAGAAGGAGCUUGAGGGUGUUGCUAACCCCAUCAUGACCACCUUCUACCAGGGUGAGGGUGGUGCUCCCGGCGGUGUUCCCGGUGGCUUCCCCGGUGCUGGACCUAGCGCUGGACCUAGCGCUGGACCUAGUGCUGGUGAGGGUAGCGGCCCCACUGUCGAGGAGGUCGACUAA
This is a messenger RNA of Magnusiomyces paraingens, 1956 nucleotides long. RefSeq lists its product as uncharacterized. NCBI's taxonomy places the organism in Eukaryota, Fungi, Ascomycota, Dipodascomycetes, Dipodascales, Dipodascaceae. Gene Ontology annotation, cellular component: nucleus; cytoplasm; cytosol. Gene Ontology annotation, biological process: vesicle-mediated transport; SRP-dependent cotranslational protein targeting to membrane, translocation; protein refolding. The transcript has a single exon. Gene Ontology annotation, molecular function: misfolded protein binding; ATP-dependent protein folding chaperone; ATP binding. The coding region runs from base 1 to 1956 and encodes 651 amino acids. The record is from RefSeq and is a predicted model, not a curated record.